Messenger RNA from Harpegnathos saltator (Jerdon's jumping ant), 5031 nucleotides. Its product is annotated as zinc finger protein 235. Gene Ontology annotation, molecular function: DNA-binding transcription factor activity, RNA polymerase II-specific; RNA polymerase II transcription regulatory region sequence-specific DNA binding. The record is from RefSeq and is a predicted model, not a curated record. Gene Ontology annotation, cellular component: nucleus. The transcript is spliced from 7 exons. NCBI's taxonomy places the organism in Eukaryota, Metazoa, Arthropoda, Insecta, Hymenoptera, Formicidae. Gene Ontology annotation, biological process: regulation of transcription by RNA polymerase II. The coding region runs from base 1069 to 2097 and encodes 342 amino acids.
CGUGUCUCGACGUUUGCACCCACGGCAUCGAUCGUUCUUCCCGUUUAGCGCUUCUCGUCGAGAAAAUCGGAUCUCUCCAAUUCUCCCUUCAUUUCUUCGCACGUGCGAACGGCGGCGGCGCGGAAGAAAGCGGCCGGUCGGCGGGACGAUAAAUUACAGAGAACGAAACGACGGCUGAAUCACCGUUCACUCCGAGGAGACAUUAAAAUGCCGCGUAGCAAAAAUCGGACGAAGUGGGAGGCACCGUGCUGCAUUUUGCGUCACGGUCACGCAAAUCCGCCGUCGAUUGGCACGAGUUACGGCGUCGCGAAACGGUUGGCCGCGGACACGUCCGGAAGCCAAUGACGGAUCGGCACAGCAGAGAAACGGAGCCAUUAGCUGAGCGGCGAACAGAAGAAACGACCUCGCGAUCGCCGUGACGAGAAUCCGCCGUCGGAUGUUGAUCAACGGCCGAUGAAUCGGCCGCGAUCAAUGGAGGCGUACGAGCCGCUCGGCGCGAAAUCUUCCGACAGUUCAGCCGCGACUGAUGACUCACGGCGAGAUCGGCCGGCGACACGAAAGAUGCCGGCAUUAUCGGAGAGCGGAGCUACGGCCGAAUUAAUUUUCACAGACACGAGCAGCUCGAUUGCGAGCGCGCGGGCGAAAUUAGGUGCCCUCCAUUAGAGCGGUCCGGUCCGUUUACAUUCACUGUCCGUUGCAGAGUACACCCCCACACGAGACUCCUGCGAGACCGUGCAAAUUUGCGAGUGUGACCGCCUGUGAUGUCCCAUCCGCACGGCGCGGCGGAGCCUCUCGUGCGAUCGUCGCGUUUCAACGAGGAAUCGCACGCAACAAGAAGCCGGAAAGCCGCGGUGGUCGGCGGCCGUCAUUGAUCUCCCGUUAGAAUCGGAUCACUUCGAUGUAACAAGAUAAAUAGUCAGCGGGACACCGUCGGUGGUCGAGGGUGCGGAUCGCGGAGUCAUGCUGACUGUGUAUCUGAUCGGAGAAACGAGUACGCGCACGCUCGCCUGGCGGAUAACUUAACGUGUUGUAUGCCGCGGAGGUUCCCCGGCUGUACAACACAAGCUGAUGGGACACUUUUCGAUCGCACACAGUCGGCACGGCCGGCCGACCGCUGGAGAGUCGCCGAUCAUUCGCCCUCGCGUCGGAGCGCAGGCUCGAAUUAAAAUAAAAAUCGAGGUCCUGGAUGAGAUUGAGAAUUUUUCGCCCGAUGAUGAGCUGGAUAUCGAAGAAUGCGUUCGUGUGACGAACGAGGGGACGGAACAAGUAUCACACCAUGAAAAUUCCGAUCAGACCCCAGAAUCAGACUGUCAGAGAAAUGCAAGCGUUUCACUUUCUCUGAAACAAAUGGAUGAAUACAGUAAGCUUUUAAUGUGCAACGUCUGCGGGAUUGAACUUCCGAAGAAGGCCGAAUCCGAGUCUCGCAUAAUCGGACACAGCCAUGAGAAAGUUCUUCGGUGCAAAUUUUGCUGGAAACAAUUCUCAAGGGGAAACGCGCGCUGCGAGGACGAGCUCGAGCCGAGACGCAUCCCGAAAGAAAAACAUUCGAGUGUUCCGCCUGCGGGAAAAAAUGACCAUACCAGCGGUCGUUGCGCCAUCAUAAACCGACGCGGACUAACGCGAGGACGUACGAGUGCGCGACCUGCGGCAAGAGCUUCCGGAAGUCCAGCAGCCUCGCAGGUCGUCCACACCGCGGACCCGCCGUUCGCGUGCAACCUCCGCCCGGCGAGGUACAAAAGAUCGUCGGUGCUGAAGACGCACAAGCUGACGCACACGGGCGUGAGAAGAUUCGAGUGCGACAUCUGCAAGCAUCGUUUCCACCUGAAAGGCGCACCGAAGAAACACCACGUACUGGCGCAUUACGGCGGCAAACCGUACAGAUGCGAAGGUUGCGGCGAGAGCUACGGAAAAUCUUGCGGCCUGAAAGUGCAUCAUCGAUAUCGUCAUACCGGCGAUUCAAAGCGAUUCGAGUGCGACUUCUGCAAGUUGCGCUUCGUCCUGAAGACAAAACUCGCGAAUCACGUUUGUACGCACUUCGACGAAAAUCUUGACAAGUGUGAUAUUUGCGGGCGUCAGAUGGCGAGAGAUAUCAAUUGAAAGCACACAGAUGCGCGAUCUUGCCCAACAAGUCGUCGAAACUGAAAACUCCACAAACCUCAUCCGUUCGGCCACCGAGAGUUUGGGAGUUCGCUAAAAUAUUGAUUUCACAAUUAUCUCGAAAAUGCGUGUACAGAGAAGUGUAUUGUCGAAAGAUGUCUAUUGAACUCGCGCGCAAGCCGCUGAAAGAUAAGAAAAAAAAGGAUGUACCGAGAAUACUUGUAUUUCUUUGCGAGUUUCGUAUGACACGAUUUUUGAGGCGUAGAUAUUGCGCUCGCUCGAUUAUAUUAAUUAUCAUCUGUCACGAUCGCUUAUAAUAAGACUCGUUCCUCGCUUGGCUUGAUAUAAUAGCCGCCGCCAUUUCAUUCGUGAUCAAAUCUAUCCUCACGGAUCCCGUCCGUGUUUGCAUGCCCGUGAAGCUUAAUAAGGCAUGGCCUUAAUAAGCACUUCGCCGCAGAACAAAACACCGAUUAAUCCCAGACUGGACCGACUCGAUACGGAUUGGUUUCGAGCUCGGAGCUGCCUGCCGGCUCGCCGGAUAGGUCGGCUUAGGUUCGUCAUCAACGUAUCGUAUAUAAUCACAGUCUUUAUUCGAUAUUGCUCGAACGUGACCGCCGGGAUCAUCGCACGGCGCUGCGGAGAAUUAAUGCAACUCCCAGGACGUAAGAGAGUCCUUUGAAAGCAAUACUUUACUUUUACCUGACGGUACUGCCGCUUUUAAAGCGACGAUUUUACUUCAAUUGCCGCCAAGUGUAUUUGUUGCAAUCGCUUAAAGUUAGGGAUUAUCGCGGGAGAGAUACCAAUAAGGACUCGUAAAUGUAGAAUGUACAUGCAAUUACCUCCGCGGUAUUAAUGUGCAGCGUCUCUUUGACGGCUGUCUCUCGGCAGUAUCUCGAGCACGUGGGCUCCGCUUAUGUCGCCGCACGUGAGAAUGGUGCUUUAAGGUGCGUGGACACAGCGGGGGCUUGUACGCCAGUAAUCUGAGAUGCUUCGCUUCUUAUCAGGUCGCAUCUGCGAUUCGCGUGCCUUGCGGCUAAACUCUUUGACAGUGCCGACACGUAUCCGCCUUUUGACCCCGUUUCUCUAUUUCGGCCCGGCAGAGAGCCCGAAGAAAAAGUGACGUCGUCGCAAUUUACAUUGUGCGUUAAAUGAUAGAUUUACUGAGAGAGACAUGUGAAAAGUGAAACAAUUCACAUGCGCAUUUGCCAAUUUCUUUUUCCAAACUGCGUAUAGUUUUUAGAGCGGAGACGCGGAGAGGUGGAAUUUUUAAAAGUCGUGCGAAAAUUUUGCAAUACGACACCUCACGUCCGGUAUCAAUAAAAAAAAAAAAAAAAAUGAAACAACGUGUGCGCAAUCACGAGAAAUCUCUCGAAGGAUCGAUGAAUCAUUUGAAGCGGAGGCGCGCGUUUCGGCUUUAUUAUUCAAACCUUUCAUUUCCCUGAACUCGGGUAAUUAAUCGUGUGAGUUGAACGGCGUGUUGCGGUAGAAUUGUUGCAUAUACCGAAACGUAUAUGGACAGAGACCCCGUCUUGAAAUGGCCUACGCGUUCUAUUGUCAUGCUGCGACAUUCGGCCAUGGUUUCCCGCAUGCGCGGCUCAAAAUGGAUCAUUAUAAUUGCACCUACGCGUUUCGUAAUGUGCCGGAUCGCGAUAAACCGCGCUGGUCGUAAGGAAAGAAGAAAAACUUUUCCCGAACGUCAGGUUUCACUCAACGAUUAUUUUUUACAAUAGAAACGGCGGCCACGCGGAGACUUAUGAAAAAUUCAUCGAUAGAUUAUGCAAUCCGCUCGAAAGCGGACGGGUACGUGUAAGUAGACCGUUACGAUUUCGUCUCUGACUCACUGACAACUUAGAUAAGAGUCCAGCUCUUUGUCUUCCUCUCGACGGUCUAAUUUUGAUCUUACUCGAAGAAGCACAUACCAUAUAAUAUGUAAUUCAACAGAACAACUAAAUAUUUAAGUAGACAUUUGUACGAUAUAUUCGAAGCAGCGAUAGUGGAGCAGGGUCUAGAUAGCAUCAUUAAAUCAAUCCCAAUAUUGUGCAAGACAGAUUAGAUAUAAUUAUCUCUAGAACUCUUUCCAAAUUGUACACACGUUGCUUUCGUAGUGACCUCUUUUAUGAAAAAAAGAAUAAAAAGGAUUUUGUAAUCACGAAGUCGAUGACAUCUCAUACAAGCGGCACUUUCCUAUACUGUCUCUGUUUCGGAAGCGGCAAAAGAAAUGUCUUUUCGGCGUGAACGUAAAUUACGAGUGUAAAUUUAUGAAUCGUCGAUCCAUCGCGCGAUGUCUCGGCCACUUCGCGGGACCAGACGAAACUCGUUCCGUCUACGCGCGGUCUGGACGCACACGGUUUCCUCGCAACGGUGCGAUUUAAAUACGCGAGUCCCACCGCUCAUAUCUCUCGCCUAAUUAUGCCCGCGCCUCACGAAAUCUACGAUCUGACAGUUCGCGUACAGACAUUGCACAGCGGCACGCAGAGAGUCACGCCAAGUCCUAAUUAUUUAGAUAGCGAUCAUAGCGCUUUAAUUAUUCCCCCCCCCCUCCCCUCUCUAUCGUUGCUCCGUUCGCCGGUAUGCUAAUGGCGCUUAAUGCAGAUAGUAACGCCGAUACUAUUUGCCGUACCGGUUACUAAUUGCGAGCUCACGAUUACGCGCGUCCAGAGCGGACGGUGGAUUUGGAAACUCGCGGGAAAUACGUAACGACGGCAGCUACUGUCCCGGUUGUGCACUUUUGUUACAUAACAAGCCCGGCUAUUUUUCCCGUCCGAUAGAAAAGAAGCGCCUGUUGAUGCAAAAUUACUAAUUAUGGGCACGACUAAUAUUGCGAUAGAAAAGAACGUUGUAACAGAACGAGACGGAAAUAAGAAUAAAUGGAAGAAUAAAUUCGCUCGCUAUUCUCUAUUGCAAAUAUGUCGUUGUGCGUAUUUUUUAACAUCG